This is a messenger RNA of Salvia splendens (bonfire salvia), 1920 nucleotides long. RefSeq names its product probable arabinosyltransferase ARAD1. The record is from RefSeq and is a predicted model, not a curated record. The transcript has 9 exons. NCBI's taxonomy places the organism in Eukaryota, Viridiplantae, Streptophyta, Magnoliopsida, Lamiales, Lamiaceae. Gene Ontology annotation, molecular function: glycosyltransferase activity. Bases 108 to 1628 code for a protein of 506 amino acids.
UUACACCCCAACAAAUCUUUAUUUCGAAUGACAAAUAGAAGUAACACAAAAUGCAGAUUUUCCUUUGAAAUAACCGUUUAGUUUAACCGGAAUAGCAGUCGGAAAAAAUGGCCGGAAAACACUUUUCCUCCGCUUCCGCCGCCGCAAAAUCGCAGAGAUCCCUUCUCUUCCUCUUCGGUCUAUCCAUCAUCUUCCUCUCUCUAAUCUUCUACUUGUUCGCCUCCUCUUCCUCUUCAUCCUUCCCCACUCUGCACGCCACCGCAUUCCCCGCAGCUCAAAACCCUAAUGCCGACUAUUCGUUCGUCUCCUCACUAGAGAAGUUUCUCACCAAUCACAAAUCCAAAUCCCCCUCCAUCCGCGACGACACCGUCGAUGAACGGAAUGUGAAGAGAUUAGACGAUUUGAUAGCGGAGGAAGAGGAGAAACGUCUCUACGGAGGAGAGAGUUCGUUUUACUCGCCGAUUAGGGUUUAUGUGUAUGAUAUGCCGUCGAAAUUCACCUACGAUUUGCUCUGGCUGUUUCACAAUACGUAUAGAGAGACCAGUAAUCUCACCUCCAAUGGUAGUCCUGUUCAUCGAUUGAUCGAGCAACAUUCGAUUGACUAUUGGCUGUGGGCGGAUUUAAUAGCGCCGGAAUCAGAGAGGUUGUUGAAGAAUGUGGUCAGAGUUCACAAGCAGGAAGAGGCAGACUUGUUCUACAUUCCAGUCUUCACUACAAUCAGCUUUUUCUUGUUAGAGAAACAGCAAUGCAAGGCUCUUUAUAGGGAAGCUCUAAAGUGGGUCACAGACCAACCAGCUUGGAACCGGUCUGAGGGUAGAGAUCAUAUCUUACCAGUUCAUCAUCCUUGGUCAUUUAAAUCUGUUCGAAAGUUUAUGAAGAAAGCAAUCUGGCUCCUUCCAGAUAUGGACUCAACUGGGAAUUGGUAUAAGCCUGGACAUGUUUACCUUGAGAAAGACCUCAUACUUCCAUAUGUUCCCAAUGUCCAUUUGUGUGAUUCCAAAUGCUUGUCUGAUUCAAAGAGGACUACACUGCUAUUUUUUCGAGGAAGGCUGAAAAGAAAUGCUGGCGGUAAAAUUCGUGCUAAACUUGUGGCAGAACUUAUUGGUUCCAAGGAUGUGGUUAUAGAGGAGGGUACUACUGGAGAGGGAGGAAAGAAUGCUGCUCAGAUUGGCAUGCGCAAGUCUAUCUUUUGCCUUAACCCAGCUGGUGAUACUCCUUCAUCUGCUAGGUUGUUUGAUGCUAUUGUUAGUGGCUGCAUCCCUGUAAUAGUUAGUGAUGAGUUGGAACUUCCUUUUGAAGGAAUUCUUGAUUACCGCAAGAUUGCUGUAUUCAUCUCCUCUAGUGAUGCCAUGCAGCCAGGUUGGCUCGUAUCCUAUUUAAGAAAUAUUUCUCCCUCCCAAAUAAGACUGAAACAAACAAGUCUUGCUAAGUACUCAAGGCAUUUUCUAUAUUCCCAUCCUGCUCAGCCAUUGGGUCCAGAAGACUUGGUUUGGAGAAUGAUGGCAGGUAAGUUGGUUAACAUCAAGCUUCACUCGAGGAGAUCGCAACGUGCUGUCAAAGAAUCUAGAAGCAUCUGCAGUUGCGAAUGCAGGCGACCGAACAGUACUAGCCCAGUACCCUUCGCUUGAUUGUCCUCUUCCAUGUAAUUUCCUCCUCCCCUUUGCUUUUUUGGUUUUCGUCAACUUGUGUAAUUGCUAGACAUAAUGUUUGAAUCACUGUGGUGUUGAUCCUAUUCUUUUCUAGAUUGAUUGUUCUCUCUCUAGCUGAGGAUUUUUUUUUUCAGACAGAUUUGGUAAUGUGUUGCAAUUUUAGACAAAGCUGCAUAGGUGAAACAUAGAUGUUAUUGGUGAUCAAAGGUUUGUGGUCUAAGUGUAAUUCGUUGAUUGUUUGUGUUAUAAUUUGUCAAGUUAUUGCACAAGA